Molecule: messenger RNA, 1852 nt
Organism: Nothobranchius furzeri (turquoise killifish)
Lineage: Eukaryota; Metazoa; Chordata; Actinopteri; Cyprinodontiformes; Nothobranchiidae
Gene: ccdc86
Product: coiled-coil domain containing 86
Cellular component (GO): nucleolus
Source: RefSeq, a predicted model, not a curated record
AAUAGCGUGACGUAAACACACGGCGCCAGUGCGUCAGGCUGGUAUGGCACACGUGGGUUUAAGGCUUUGUUAUAGUUAGCUGUUUUGGUCCGUUUCAUUAGAAAAUAUGCCAAAAAGGGUGAAAGUGUCAGAAGCGUCCGCUUCCGAAGCGGCACCGCGGGAAGAUCCGCCCAUGGAGACGAGACGGACCCGCAGCGGCCGCACGCUUCGGCCUCCUGCCGCCCUGCCCGUCUCCAAUACCCCGGCGAAGACUCCCAGCAGAAGAACCAGGAGGUCCGUCCUCCCAGAGGUGCAGGCAGCGGAUGAAACAAACACAGACAAGAAAGAGCAGCAAAGCGAGAGUCCUGCUCGGGAGAAGUCCAGCAGCAUUCCAACAGAUCCGGACUCCGCAGAACCCACGGAGCCGAAGUCAGAGCCUGAAUCAGCGGGUACAGAACCAGCUGACUGUGGUAGGGAGCCCCAGGUGUCCAGACCCGCACCGGUAGAAACGGUACCAGCGAGUUCAGAGACAGUCCCAAAGAAGAAACCUCAUCUGGCCCCAAAUGCCAAACAAUUCCCAGCGGUUCCUUUGGGUAAACCCAAAUCAGGAAGAGUAUGGAAGGAUCGAAACAAGCAGAGGUUCUCUGCGUUGGUCAGAGACAAACCUUUGUCUUCCUCUUGGGAAAAGAAGAUGCAGGCCAAGCAGGAAAAGGAGCUUGUAAAACAGUUUACCGUGAGACUCAAAGAGGAGAAAGCCCGAAAGAAAGAGGAAAAGAGGAAAAGAAGAGAAGAAAACCUGAAACGGCGUCAAGAGAAUGAACGCAAAGCAGAAAUUGUUCAAGUGAUCCGGAACACAUCCAAGAUCAAGAGAAUGAAGAAGAAGCAGCUCAGAAAGAUAGAGAAGCGCGACACGCUGGCUCUGCUGCAGAAGUCACAGAAGCAGAACGUGAAAACCAAGACGCCCAAAAAGGCAGAGCAAGAUUUUACAUGAAUGCUUGUCAACAAUAAAAUGAGUGUAACCGAGCAAUACAGUCCAAAUGGGUUCAAAUGAAGGCAACUGGACUUCUUUGGUGUCUUGAAGAUGUCUCUUCUCUGCUACGGACCUGACUGGAAUAUGAGAGUCCCCCUAGACUUUGGACUGGACGGUGAAACUCUCGGGAAAUUUUUAGAUGAGGAUCUUGAGGCCCUAAAGGGAGCAUGAACACUAAGUUCAGCCACAUAACAAGGCAUCAAGCUUAUAAACUAGCUAUUUAUUGUUGCUUAACGAGCUGAAACUCCCUAUGAAUACCCCUCUGUCUUCAAGAAACCAAAGAAGUCCAGUUGCUUUCAUUCAAACUCCUUUGGAUUACCACGACCUGGAUGACUGAGAACCUUCACCAGUAUAAAACAAUACAAGUUUUAAAAAUACAAAAUCAGGAACUUUCAGGGGAAAAUCACUUAUUAGAAAAGCUGUAAAACAUCUUGUGACUGAACUGAUCAUGUCUUAGAAACCAGUCAGAGAUAAUGAAUUUAAAAAUAGACUGCAUUUAUAGAUCAUCUUUCAGUACCCAACCCCCCCCCCCCAAGGCCCUUUAGUAACACGUCAGCCAUUCACACAUUCAUACACUGGUGGUCAUGAGCUACAUUGUUGCCACAGCUGCUUUGGGACACCGACAGAGGCAACAGGUCCCUCUAACCACCAAAAGGGGACUAGGAGGGUGACGUUUUUUGCCCAAGGACACAACGACUGCAGCAGAUUGAUAGGACUGUAACCUGCAACCCUCUGGCUUAAAACUUUUUUUUCAUGUCUGAACAACAGUCUAACAUAAUCUAGGUAUAAAUAUGUUGUGGAGAUUUAAAAAAAGGAAAAAAAAAUAAAAUGGUGGAUCUCUCA